AUGGUCGACUGGAUGUCCCCCGAGACGAUCGUCAGCAAUGCUGACUCGUUCGCCAAAUUCAUGCAUGCGCUGUUAGGGCUCUACAUUUGGGAAUGGUUCACAUCGCUCCGCUUUGACUGGCAGUUCGUCGUCGGGAAGAAGCCGUUCCGGUGGCCCUUGAUCUUCUACUUCUUGAACCGUUACUGCCUUCUAUUCGCAUUGAUUGGAAUAGCCAUCGCCUUGAACGUGAAAACCGAGAUCAACUGCCAGGGGCUGUACACCUUCAAUCAGUGCUUUGGAAACGCAUCUAUUGGACUCGCCAGUAUCAACCUUUCCCUCAGGACAAUUGCGGUGUGGUCUCAAGCUUGGUACAUCUGGGUUCCCCUAGUUGCUAUCAUCUUGGGACACUGGUCACUUCUCCUCCACGGUAUUCUUCUCAAAGCCGCAUGGAUCGAAGGACAGGGCUGUGUGAUCACAGACACCAACAGCAAACUGUUGGCCGCGACAUUCAUCUACACGAUGAGCUUUGACUUCCUCGUCCUUGCAUUGACGGCCUUCAAGUUGUUCACCCCCUCGAAUGGCCGGUCACGGCUGGUGGAACUCAUCUUCAAUGACGGUCUUAUUUAUUUCCUCAUUGCCUUCCUUGCCAACCUUCUGGCGACUAUCUUCAUGCUUCUGAACCUCAACCCUGUCAUGUCUAUCAUUGCCAAUGUCCCUGCUGCAAUCGCUUGCACGAUCGUCGCAUGCCGCGUAGUCCGUCGGUUAAGUCAGUUUACUUCGACUGGUGCAGAGCGAUUCGCUGCCAGCACUCAACAUUCGACACUGGCUUUCCGUUCUCAAGCAAACUCUCAAAAUCGUCCUGGGCCGAAGCUAUCUAAUAAGGUUGUGAUGAACGACGGUGUCGACGUCCAUGUCCAGAUGGAAACCUUUGAGAGCCCACCCGACAAGUACGUCGAAUACGAUGCCGCGGGUAAUAUUCGGCGUGGGGAUAGCUACGACCCCGAGACCCAGGAAAUCAGCAAGGAGUUCAAGAGACCACCUUAUUAG
Molecule: messenger RNA, 1026 nt
Organism: Coprinopsis cinerea okayama7#130
Lineage: Eukaryota; Fungi; Basidiomycota; Agaricomycetes; Agaricales; Psathyrellaceae
Exons: 14
Coding region: 1-1026 (341 amino acids)
Source: RefSeq, a predicted model, not a curated record